CACAAAAUAUUCAUCAAAAUUUAAUUUUCAUUGAAAAUUUCUUCAUAAUUACUUGUAUUUCUUUUAUGUGUCUACUUUUAAUUGACUUCCUAGAAAGUGUUCCCACAUUUUUGGGUGAUGAAUUUGUUCACAUUAAGGUUCAUGUGCCUAAGAAAGUGCCCAUUUCUAGUCCACCCCAUAAUCCCAAUAAUGGCCAUAAAGUUUCGCGACACUAUCAUGGACACAAGAAACCAAACAAACCACCUUCGCAUUUCGAUACUGGUCCCUUAUUAGAGAAUAUUAUACUCUCCGAACUGGACCAUCCUAAUAUAGCCCCCACUGGCAAUGCUGAAGAGGAGAAAAAUGUAAAAAUCAACACAUUUACAGUGAUUGAGGAGACCGAUUCUUCAUAUAAAACUCCUACUACUGGACAUGGUGGAGAUCAUUUGGAAACUCUACUCAUUAGAGAGCAAAAGGACCGACCACAUGAUGUCACCAUUAAGGUGCUGGGAAAUACCCAUGGCCACCAUUCCAAAUAUAAGAACAAUAGACCACAUGAAGAGAUAAUAAAAGUGGUUCAUGAUGAUCACCACCAUCACCAUCAUCAUCACGAUUCAGAUGCAAAUGAGGAGUACGAAGAUGAAGUUCAUGACCACCACGAUCCCUGGAAGGAGACGUUUAAGGGAGUUAAAGCCAACAAUUACAGAGAUCCUGAGGAAACCAAAGAUUCAAGACACAAACACCAUCGUCAUCAGCAUAAAUAUCAAAUCGAAGAUAUAACCACGGAUGGUGAUUCCGAUGACUACAAUGACUCUGAAGAUUUGGAGGAUCACCAUCACCAUUCUUCGCAUGACCACCGCUCCAAACAUAGAAAUUCGCAUGGCAAAUAUUCAUAUAAACGUCCACAUCACCAUUCCACAAAUCCCCAGUAUGAUUAUAGCCCUCCAUCAAAAAAUAAAGAAAGUUUUUUGUUAGAGCCCAAAGUAUAUCCACGCCAUAAAACCCGUUCUCGCCCAUUUUACACAAACAUUGACAAGUAUCACUCAUCUGUGGAACCACAUAAUGUAGGUUACCGGCAAUCUUCCCCAACUUAUGUGGAUAAUGUUGAUUGGAAUCAUGAUGGCGAAUACAGGAGACCUUUGCCGCAGUAUUCCAGAUAUGCAGAAUACGUGACAAGAGAUACUUUCCAAAAUGCCAACCAAAUAUAUCGGCCCGAUUUCUCACCACCUGCAGUAGGCGAUAGAUGGAAACAACAAUUUGCUGGUCCUCCAGAAAACGAGGACGUAGAGUUAUUCCCUUACAAUACCCAAAACACACUUACGGGUUAUGCGAACCAAGGGCGGCCCUCAUAUGGAUAUCCCCCCACUCGUCAAUCGCCGAUUUCAUAUUCAGAUAGACCAUAUCUUCAAACAGAUCAUUUCGAACCACCACCUCCACCUCCUAUAAACAAUGCUCCCAUACUUCAUUCAACAUUACCUCCACCCCCACCCCCACCGGCUUUGCCGGUCCAUCAAAAUACUCUGUUCGAUGAUUUGCCACCAGAAAUUCCGCCAAAUCAUAAAUCGGCGCCUAACAUCGAUUGGCCCGAAGGUAUGGGCAAACCUAACAACUCGGAAAUAUAUUCCGGCCCCGAUAGCUAUAGUGCUGAACAUGUCCAGGGAUUGAAUAGUGGUGGAUAUCUCUUUGACUCUUCAUAUCAUUAGCUAACAAAGUCAUCCUUAAGAUAAUUGUUUCCUUAAGUAGUACAAAAUUAUGGAAUAAGCUAUUUAUCAUAUUAAAUAUAAGAUUUAAAUUUUUUAGUUUUUUCA
Stomoxys calcitrans (stable fly) is the source of this 1787-nucleotide messenger RNA. RefSeq lists its product as uncharacterized. NCBI's taxonomy places the organism in Eukaryota, Metazoa, Arthropoda, Insecta, Diptera, Muscidae. Bases 66 to 1682 code for a protein of 538 amino acids. The record is from RefSeq and is a predicted model, not a curated record. The transcript has 2 exons.